Messenger RNA from Naegleria fowleri, 1458 nucleotides. RefSeq lists its product as uncharacterized. The transcript is spliced from 4 exons. Bases 1 to 1458 code for a protein of 485 amino acids. Lineage: Eukaryota; Heterolobosea; Eutetramitea; Acrasida; Naegleriidae. Gene Ontology annotation, molecular function: nucleotide binding. The record is from RefSeq and is a predicted model, not a curated record.
AUGUCAAGUCCAUCACCUCAACAACAGAAACGUGUGGUCGAUUUGAUCGUAAUCGGAUGCGGAAAUAGAGGAAAGAAUUAUGCCCGAUAUACCAAAGAACAUCCCGAUCAAUGCCGUCUUGUAGCCAUUGCUGAACCAAGAAAAUACGUGAGAGAAUGGAUGAAAGAGAUUUACAAUUUGAAUUCCGAAUGUUUGUUCAAUGAUUGGCAAAGCCUUUAUUCGUAUUUAUUGGAAUUUCAAAAAGAUCAUGACCUCUCGAAGGAUGAAAACAAAAGACAUCCUCCCUUUCUAGAUCCUACUCAUGAAAAGACGGUCAUUAUUUGCACUCAAGAUCAAUACCAUGUGGAACCAGCUUUGGCUUUUGCAAGUUUGGGAUUUCAUAUUCUGUUGGAAAAGCCAAUGGCAGUGAAAGCAGAGGAUUGUAAACGAAUUACAAAAGCAGUGGAGGAGAAUGGUGUAAAGUUUGCUGUUUGUCACGUGUUGAGAUAUUCCAUUUAUACACAACGAUUGAAAGAAAUUUUGAAUUCAGGGUUAAUUGGAAAUAUUAUUAAUAUCCAACAUUUGGAGCCUGUUGGAUGGUUUCAUUAUGCUCAUUCCUAUGUGAGAGGAAAUUGGAAUAAUGAACAAACUUCAUCACCCAUGCUGUUGGCCAAAUCUUGUCAUGACAUUGACUGGUUGUGUCACGUGAUGACUCCUCAUAAGGUGGUGCAAGUGUCAUCUUUUGGCUCUCUCAUGCAUUGUCGAAAGGAAAACAAACCAGAAGGUGCUGCCUCAAGAUGUUUGGAUUGUCCCUCAAGUAUUGAAGAGAAGUGUUGCUAUUCGGCUAAAAAGAUUUAUUUAGAUACUGUGAAAGCAGGACACACUGGUUGGCCUGUUUCCAUCAUUAUUGAAUCGGGAGAAGAACCUACUGUGGAAAAUGUGAGUCAAGCUUUGAGAGAUGGGCCUUAUGGAAGGUGUGUCUAUGAAUCUGACAACAAUGUUGUUGAUAAUCAAGUGGUCUCACUUCAAUUUGACAAUGGAGCGACAUGUACAUUUACAAUGAUCGCCUACUCGAAAGAAAUUUGUGAACGUAAAACGAGAAUAUAUGGCACACUUGGAGAGUUGGAAAUUAUUGGUAACACAAUUCAUCAUUUUGAUUUCUUAACACAAACGUACAAGAAAAUUGAGCUGGACAAUGAAAUUCCUAAAACUAAUUUAAGUGGACAUGGUUAUGCUGACUAUUAUUUGAUGAAAAACUUUAUUGAUGCUAUAUGUGAGAAUGAUUCGAGCAAAUUGCUUUCGAAUGCUCGCGAAACUCUGAAUUCUCACCUUUUAGUGUUUACAGCAGAAGAGGCUCGUCAUUCAUCAACCGUGAUUAAGGUCAAUGACCACGUGGAUUUGACAAAUGUAAAUUCGAGCCCUCCAACAGUGUCGUGUGACUCUCGUGGCAGCAGUAACAGCAAAUGUGAACUAAAUUAA